This is a messenger RNA of Pteronotus mesoamericanus, 1254 nucleotides long. RefSeq names its product platelet glycoprotein VI-like. Gene Ontology annotation, molecular function: inhibitory MHC class I receptor activity. Bases 70 to 984 code for a protein of 304 amino acids. Gene Ontology annotation, cellular component: plasma membrane. Gene Ontology annotation, biological process: cytokine-mediated signaling pathway. The transcript is spliced from 7 exons. The record is from RefSeq and is a predicted model, not a curated record. NCBI's taxonomy places the organism in Eukaryota, Metazoa, Chordata, Mammalia, Chiroptera, Mormoopidae.
CUCUUAGGGAGGUCCGUGCCUCACAGAAGCAGCAUCGCUGGGGCAGGCGACCAGCUAGGACCCAGGACCAUGUCCCUGGUUCUGCCCAUUCUGCUCUGCCUCAGGCUGUAUCUGGGUGAGUGCAUGCAGGCUCAGAGAGGAAAUCUCACCCAACCUGCUAUCACAGCUCAGCCUGAAUCUCUGGUUCUGCGUGAUAAACCUGUGACCAUCACGUGCCAAGGGCCCCCAGAAGCUGAAGCAUACAAGAUACUUAAAAAGGGAGAACAAGAGUCUACGGUGGCUGAGAACUCCACUUUAUAUAUCCAACAGAUGACAGCAGGCAAGACAGGCCUGUACCACUGUUCCUACAGGAUUGGAGAAUGCUGGUCCCAACCCAGUGGCCCCCUGCUGCUGGCCAUGACAGGAGCUUAUCAGAAACCCUCACUCAGCAACCUGACGGGCACUGUGGUGACUUCAGGAGACGAGGUGAUGUUGAAGUGUUUCUCAAAACUCAGCUUUGAUACAUUCAUUCUCACCAAAGAUGGAGUUCACACCACCCAGUGCGCCACACGCCAGGACAAUGUACACCAGACCAUCUUCCACAGCGGCCCGGUGACCCGCACACAGGCAGGGACCUAUAGGUGCUAUGGGGCCUUCAACAAAGACCCCUACCUGUGGUCCUACGCCAGUGUCCCAUUAGAGCUUGUGUUCAAAGACCAGUCCCCAAACCUGCUCAUUCUGAUUGGCUUGCCAGUGGCCAGCCUGCUGCUCCUCGGCCUCAUCAUCCUUUUCAUCUUCCUCUACCAUCACAAAGCCAAAAACAAAGCCGCCAAGACAGGGAGACAGCCACAGGCAGAAGAAUCAAUGAGCAAGCAGGCCUCUGAAGCUAGAGACCCCCAAGAUGUCACCUAUUUCCAAGUGGCCUUCCGUGUCCCCACCCAAGGGACGUUUUCGACGCCCAGACCGACCCAGAUCAGCAAUUAUGCAACAGUUGCCCUGAGUUGAACCUUGUGUAGGACAGUAAAACUUCGAGCUGCCUAUUGGAAGGUCCCUCCUCUGGCAUCACUGUUUCUAAAUCUGAGGCCGCCGACCUGGCUGAGGGGACCCGCGUGAUCCCCUGAAUCUGGAGACCUGAACAGUAUCACCCAGUCAGUUCUAGAACCUCUACGACAAUUGCCUGGCAAUUCCCAGGACCCUCCAAAGUUCCUGGGAGACAAUGACAGAGUAAUUUUUGCAUAUUUUCAUUGAUUAAACAAAUAAACUUAAAUCCUCUUG